Molecule: messenger RNA, 1930 nt
Organism: Neltuma alba
Lineage: Eukaryota; Viridiplantae; Streptophyta; Magnoliopsida; Fabales; Fabaceae
Product: aspartic proteinase
Exons: 14
Coding region: 53-1579 (508 amino acids)
Biological process (GO): proteolysis; lipid metabolic process
Molecular function (GO): aspartic-type endopeptidase activity
Source: RefSeq, a predicted model, not a curated record
UCAGCAGCAGCAUCUGCAGUGUCUUCUACCUAAGAAAGGGGUUCCCUUCAUUAUGAGGUCCAAGCAUCUGUGGACAGCUUUCUGUUUAUGGGCUUUAACAUGCUCACUUCUCCCUUCUUUUUCUUUUGGGAUUCUAAGGAUUGGUUUGAAGAAGAGACCUCUAGACCUUCAAAGAAUUCGGGCUGCAAGAACUGCAAGGGAAGAACUGAGACUGGGAAGACCAGUGAAAGGUUCAUAUCAGUAUAUCAGUAAUUCACAUGAUGAAGACAUACUACCUCUUAAAAAUUAUAUGGAUGCGCAAUAUUUUGGAGAGAUUGGAAUAGGCACACCCCCACAAACCUUCACUGUCAUAUUUGAUACUGGUAGUUCCAACCUGUGGGUUCCAUCAUCAUGGUGCUAUUUUUCAAUCGCCUGUUAUGUCCAUUCUUGGUACAAGGCUAGCAAAUCCAGUACAUACACAGAGAAUGGAACAUCAUGUGAAAUACAAUAUGGGUCUGGAUCAUUAUCUGGUUUUUUCAGUCAAGAUGAUGUUAAAGUUGGUGAUGCGGGCGUAAAGCAUCAAGAUUUCAUUGAGGCUACUCGAGAGAAAAGUCUUUCCUUUGCAUUUGCAAAGUUUGAUGGGAUUCUUGGACUUGGGUUUCACGAAAUCUCAGUUGAGAAAGCAGUGCCGGUUUGGUACAAUAUGAUGGAUCAAGAUCUUGUUAGUGAGAAGGUAUUCUCUUUUUGGCUCAAUGUGGAUCCGGAGGCAGAAGAAGGUGGUGAGAUUGUAUUUGGAGGUGUUGAUCCAAAUCACUUCAAAGGAAAACAUACUUAUGUUCCAAUUACUAGAAAAGGUUACUGGCAGAUUGAAAUAGGAGAUUUUCUCAUUGGAGGUCUUUCAACAGGUGUGUGCGAAGGUGGAUGUGCUGCUAUUGUGGAUUCAGGAACAUCUUUGCUUGCUGGUCCAACGUCAGUUGUGGCUGAAAUCAACCAUGCCAUUGGAGCUGAAGGAGUUGUGAGUUCUGAAUGUAAGGCAGUAGUUUCUGAAUAUGGAGACAGGAUAUGGGAUCUAUUAGUAUCAGGGGUGGAUCCUAGUGAAGUAUGUUCACAACUUGGUUUAUGCUCUGCAUAUAGGGACCAAUCUGAGAGCAGUGGGAUCAAAAUGGUGACUGAAACAAUGGAAAGAGGGGGUAUGUCAGCUAGAGAUGAUAAUAUGUGCUCCCUGUGUCAGAUGGCUGUCGUUUGGAUUCAGAAUCAACUAAAACGGAAGGUGACCAAGGAAAAAGUAAUCCACUACAUAAACCAGUUAUGUGAAAGACUGCCAAGCCCCGGUGGGGAGUCCACUAUAAGUUGUGAUGGUAUUUCUCAGAUGCCAAACAUCACAAUUACUAUCGGAGAUAAACUUUUCAACCUCACACCAGAGCAGUAUAUUCUGAAAACUGGAGAAGGAGAUGCAGCAGUUUGCCUCAGUGGGUUUACAGCUUUUGAUAUUCCGCCUCCUCAGGGCCCUCUCUGGAUCCUUGGCGAUGUUUUUAUGAGGGUAUAUCACACGGUGUUCGACUAUGGCAAUCUCCAAGUGGGUUUUGCUGAAGCUGCCUAGAGGGGCUUAUAAGGAGAAUCAUGUGCAGUCUACACAAACUUCCAUGUGUUUUAAUAAAAAGUUAAUGGUAUUACUGGUUUAGGGUCGGGAGAAGAAGCUGAUAUAAUACUUUCUUGUGCAUAUGUCUAUGUUACAGCAUUCGGUCCGUAGGGUAUGGUGGUGGGACGCAUGCACGAACCAUUAAAAAUGUGAUAAGUGUCAGUCAAAAAAAUCAAAAGGCUGUUGUGAGUGCCACUGUUUAACAUAUCCUCCCGUUUAAGGCUGUUUGAAAUGGGAUGUAUUAAUCGACAUUGAUUGGUAGUAAUGAUAAUCAAGGGGGUGUUUGGUAACCCUUAAUAGAAUUUAAAAAAA